Messenger RNA from Arabidopsis arenosa, 1373 nucleotides. NCBI's taxonomy places the organism in Eukaryota, Viridiplantae, Streptophyta, Magnoliopsida, Brassicales, Brassicaceae. The record is from the annotation of a GenBank genome assembly.
ACUAUUUGAACACUAAACAGACAUGGAGAGACACGACCUAAACUUGAGUUACAAAAAAAGGCGAUUAGAUUCUACGACAAACCCUAAAGGCGAGGGUGGUUCUACAGUAGUCCAAUCUGACUCUGCCGUGGCAAAAUUUUUGGACAAUGUCGUCUACAGAUUGUACAUCAAGGGUUUGGUGAGUGAAGAGACAGUGGUGGACGGUAAGGAGAAGACUAAGAAGGCUGGAUUUGGAGUUGCGAUUUGCGAUGAGAAGGAUAAUUUGUUGUAUGAGAUUAAGGAAUCACUUAGCGACACUGAGAUAAGCUGCUUAGAAGUAGAGAGCAAGGCCUUGAUUCGUGGGUUAAGAGAAUCCUUGGAUUUUGGGAUCCGAAACGUCAUGGUUUAUUGCGAUGACCAACAGAUUUACCAAUAUAUUAUUGGUGGAGGGAAGGUUAAGAAGAAGAUUGUCCAUCUAGUGGACGAAUUUCAACUUCUUCUAGAAGAUAUGACCUCUCAUGACGUUGAUUUGGUCGCCCCGAACGAUGUUAACUUUGCUUUUAGACUUGCAAGAGAAGCCAUAGUUUCAAGGGACGAUGUGAAGGCAGAGAUUUGUGGCAUUUGUGUUGAAGAAACCGAUGCCGAGCGCAUGUUGUUUACCACCGACCAAUGCCUUCACCGUCAUUGCUUUAUUUGUGUGAAACAACAUGUGGAAGUGAAGCUGCUUAGCGGAACUGUGCCCACAUGCCUUGACUAUGGAUGCAAGUCUGAGCUCACCCUUGAAAGCUGUAGCAAGGUUUUGACACCAAAGCUGAUUGAGAUGUGGAAACAAAAAAUGAAAGAAGACUCGAUCCCUGUUGCGGAGAGAAUCUAUUGCCCAUAUCCAAAUUGCUCAAUCUUGAUGUCCAAAACCGAGCUCUUUAAAUCCACCGAUGAAACGUCAAACCAAUCCAAUGUUAGGACAUGUGUCAAAUGCACUGGACUCUUCUGCAUUGAUUGCAAAGUGCCAUCCCAUUCUGAUAUGUCGUGUGCUGAUUACAAGAAACUUCACCCUGACCCUCUAGUUGAUGACUUGAAGCUAAAGUCUCUGGCAAAGGACAAAAAGUGGCGUCAGUGUGUAAAGUGUAAGAACAUGAUUGAACUUUCUCAUGGCUGCAACCACAUGACUUGCAGAUGCGGAUAUCAGUUUUGUUACCAAUGUGGGAUUGAAUGGAAGAAGAACCAGAGGACUUGCCCUUCUGCUGGAUGCCUACAAACGGGACAUGGUGAUUAUGAUGAUGAUGAACCGGAAUAUGAUUCUGAAGAGGAUACGGGUGAUUACUCUUCCGAUGAAGAAGGUGGUCGUUGGCCUAGCUAUGAAGAAUAUAUUUAAAGAAUCAAAAGCUCAAAGCCAA